GAAUAUUAUCAGACGUGAAAAAACCAAGACAUUGACAGCAAAAGCAACAUUUGGUAACGUUUAUGUACUACAAAAUUUGCAGAAGUUAUUAUCAAAGGGACGAAUAAAAUUUCUAUGUUUCUCAUAAGUUUAUCAAAUAAGACAACAAAGAAUUGAGAUUAACAUGAAUAACGAUAUAAAAGUGAGCAAAUAGACCUUUUGAGAUUAUAUUUUCUUUGUUUUAUUGAAAUUAAGAUCAACUUAUGGAAUCUGCGAAAGCGAAUGGCAAAGGUAACUCAGAAUCAAACACAAAUAACGAAGAUGACUUGUUGGUACCUAAUACAAAUACAAAUACUGGUUUUGUACAUGUCAAGGUUGUUAUUUGUGGAUCUAUAGGUGAUCUGUUUUAUGACUUUGUUGGUGGCAAUUAUCAGGCAACUUUGGAUGAAAUAGAAUGUUUUGUCACACUUAUCUUCAAUCAAGUGGCGAUAAAUAUGAGAACACUAAGAGAUUGGAAGAAACAAUACACUUCUGUAGAUGGUAAAUCAUACAAACUUGAUCUUCAAAUAGCUUUUGAUAUUGAAAUGCCAGUGUUUCAGGAUGGUAGUUUUCAACUCAUACCUCCAGUAGCUGACAACCUUGAAGGUGACUGGGUGACAAGUGAAGAGUAUUAUGACCAAAAUUCUAAUUUUCUCUACGAAACUGGAUUAAAUUUGGAUUUCCUCUCCUACAUGCGUGCUACAUAUGGUGCGACACGUGCUUUUCAACAUUUAGCCUUCUUGACAGAUUACGAUAUAGUAUUUAUAUACUACUUCCUUGAUUCCAAUGGAAAUGUUGUAAACGAACAGAUAUUUAGCAGUGUCAUAGGUUUUGUACCGUCUCUUGCAACUAUGUGUGAUGAUUUCUCCGCACUACCAUAUGACUUGCGAUAUUCAAUUAGUGAGAUGUUCUCUCCAUCUGUAUCAAGGAUUUUAACUCACGAAAUGGGACACAGAUUCUAA
Ruditapes philippinarum (Manila clam) is the source of this 980-nucleotide messenger RNA. RefSeq lists its product as uncharacterized. The coding region runs from base 243 to 980 and encodes 245 amino acids. NCBI's taxonomy places the organism in Eukaryota, Metazoa, Mollusca, Bivalvia, Venerida, Veneridae. The transcript has 7 exons. The record is from RefSeq and is a predicted model, not a curated record.